Adineta ricciae is the source of this 4560-nucleotide messenger RNA. The record is from the annotation of a GenBank genome assembly. Lineage: Eukaryota; Metazoa; Rotifera; Eurotatoria; Adinetida; Adinetidae.
AUGCGUCGUAGAGCCUCGUCUGCCUCGUGUUCAGCAGCAAAACAUUCUAAGAUGAUGGAGUUAAAAGAAAGUAUUCAGGAGACGUUUACUCCUGAUCCCAAUCAAAUAGAAGAAUUCAGUGCUCGAUCUUAUCAAACAGAACUGAUGGAACAGGCCAAACGAGAAAAUCUAAUUGUUUGCCUACCUACCGGUAGUGGGAAAACAUAUAUUGCUGUGAUGCUAAUUAAAGAAAUGGCCAACGCAAUACGUGGUAGCUGGAAAAAAGGUGCAAAACGCUCAGUGUUUCUUGUAAAAACUGUUCAACUUGCUUCCCAGCAAAGCAGUUACCUUAGUACUCAUCUAGAUCUAAAAAUUGGAACAUAUUACGGAGACUUAGGUGUAGAUUAUUGGAAGUUAGAUAAAUGGGAAGAGGAAUUGGAAAAGCACAAUGUUUUAGUUUUUACCGCUCAAGUAUUUCUCAAUCUAGUCGAUCACAAUUAUUUCGCACUGAAAUAUGUGAAUUUACUCAUAUUUGAUGAAUGUCAACACGCAACCGGUGAGAAUCCAUAUGCAUCUUUGAUGAAUAAACAUUAUGAUCAAUGUCCGGAUCCUCCGCGUAUACUUGGCUUAACAGCAUCGAUCAUAGCUAGAAAAAUCAAACCCAAAGAUCUACUCGAGGGUGCGAGAGAGUUAGAGAAAAUCUAUCGAGCACAAAUUGCACAUCGAAAUGAAAGUACAAAACAUGGCACAUCAGUGAAUGUUGAAAAUAUUCCAUGUGAAAGUUAUCAAAAUGAUGUGAUGAAACGCUAUGAUAGUUUAACAAUUCCAUUCGAAUUUCUUCGUAUCAUGGCACGUUUGAUUCAAAAUAAUCUCAAUCGAAAAGAAUAUCGAAUGAGUGAACUGGUCAGUGGUCUUAGUCAAACAAUGUUGACAACAAAUUAUCGUGACGAGAAUGUUGAGCGUUAUCAUAAGCAAUCAAGCGAUCUUACUUCGUUUGUUCAAUUACAAUCGCCGGUUCUACCUAGACUGAAACGUGAUCUUAAUAAUGCAAUCGAGAUUGGCCAAGAGCUAGGCAUCCUAGGUAUGACUAUCUUCCUGCAAGAUUUACGAAAAAAACUCACAACCGACGAGUACCGACUGUGUAAUAUGGAACAAGAUGCACGCGAAGUUUUCAAUGAUAUUUUCCAGCGGGUCGAAUGUCUUGUUGAUGAUAUUUUGAAGAACUUAUGCCGAUUAUAUUCCCACCAUCGACAUAUUCUAUUCAGUCCAAAGGUUUUCAAAUUGCUCGAACGAAUCAUGCAACAGCAGAUAACGAAGCAUACAUCGGGUCGAUGCAUCGUCUUUGUUGAAAGAGUAUACACAGCAGCCGUUUUGAGCGAAGUUGUAUCUGAUCUUAUUUCAACUUUUGAACCACCAUGGAAUACAAAAUUGAGAGUCAAACAUGUCACCGGAUUUAAAACAACUUUUAGUGAGAAGUCAAUGACAGCACAUUCUCAACUUGCAACCAUCAAUGAGUUUCGAAAAGGAGACAUUAAUAUACUAAUUGCCACAGCAGUUGUUGAAGAAGGUAUGAAAUGCUGGUAUUAUCGUUGUACUCAAUGGUUUCCUAUAGGUCUGGACAUCCCAACUUGUGAUUUAGUGAUACGAUUUAAUAAACCAAAUAAUUUUUCAUCGUAUAUGCAGUCGAAAGGCCGUGCACGAGCGAAACAACACGCAUCGUAUGUUUUGUUUAUGGAUAAGUCCGAUGCAGAGGGGCAGCAACGCGAUCGAAACGAAUAUGAUAACUAUGAAGAAAUCGAAAAAAGUAUUCAAAAAGGAUUUUUAUUGGACAGUAACGAUGACUCCAAAUACGAUCUAUCAGAAAUUCCACCAUAUCGUCCGAGUGAUGGCAUCGUCAUUGAUGCGGUACGUGCUGCUCAAUUGAUCAUGGAAUAUUGCCUAUUACUCGGUGGCGGACAAAUCUUUCCACCUCGAUUUCUCUUGAGUGGCUCAGCUGGUGCAUAUACUUGUAUUUUGUCAAUGCCCGCCAACUGUCCUAUUCGUGAUGACAUCGUCCGUAUAAAUAAAACUAAGCGAUUAGCGAAGUACGACUGUUGUUUAGAAAUGGUGAAAAAACUUCAUCAAAAACAUGAGUUUAAUGAACAUUGUCUACCGAGGAAAAACCAUGGCGCAUCAGAAAUUGUUCCCUCCUAUGAGCAGCAAAUAUUUCACUUAGUAGAUGAAUUAUUCGAAGACAAAGUCGACAGUUCAUUUGAAACUUUUCCGAGAAAACCGAUUAAAUUUCCCGUAAAAUCUGAUCUAGUGUCGAAUGACGAAUGGCAUCUAUACAAAACCAAUUCAGAUCUGGCUUUUGUCGUGCCUACUCCAUCGUUAAAACUACCCAAAUUUCAACUAUAUGGAUACAAUGGCGCAAUUCCAAUCGAAAUUCGUCAUGUAAAACCGAUCAAUUAUACGCAAUAUCGAACUACGCUUGAAACCUUCUGCCGAUAUGUGUUUGAAAAUGUCUUCAAAGACAUGAAUAUCAACUCAAUUCUGAAAUUCGAUCUGGCUGACACUCCGUGUAAACUACUUCCAUGUUUAUUAACCAGCAAUGAUGACAUUGAUUGGCAGCGCAUGGAGGCUAUCUGUCGUCGAAAAAAUCAUCCCGUAAAACGUUUUGAUGAAUUGAACGAGAGCGAACUUUACACAACAUGUCAUCUGGAGGAGAACACGUACUACAUCUACAUUUCGGACCGAUCUUUGCUGAAAAAAAUAUCAGAUCCCUACGAUAAGAAGAAUUUGGAAUAUGUUCGCACUUACGCGGAUUAUUUUGAAAGCAAAGUGCCCGAUGUUUCUAUUCGUCGAGAUUCAUAUUUAGUAACGAUGAAAGGGUUUCGAGAGCCAAGAAUAAAUUAUUUAAAAGAAACACCAACAGCAGACGAAUCAAAAAAAUCAUCCAUACCACAAUACGUGUAUUAUCCACUCGAAUUACUCCGUUAUGCGCCGUUAAAUCGAAGAGAUUUCGAGAUGAUCUACCAACUUCCAAGUCUUAUAGUUCGCAUUUUACAAUUAUAUCGCGUGGAACGACUCAGGAGAUUAUUUGCAGACAGCAUUGGAACAGACAAGUUUAUCGAUGCUAAUCGACAACUACCGGUGACUUUUCGUGAUUAUUUGAUGAUCAAUCAAAAUCAAUCGCUCCUUCCACUCGCUCGUUUUACUUACCACGACUUACUAUCAACAAAAUCGAAUCUGCAACCAUCAGCGGAUAUUCUCUUCCAAGCGAUCACUCGUAGUUCAGCGAAUGAGAAUUGUGACAUGGAAGGCUUUGAAAUACUCGGUGAUUGCUUUUUGAAACUAACUGUAUCCAUGUCACUUUACCAUCGCUAUCCACUCGAGGGUGCAGGUGUCUUGACCGUUGUAAAAACUAAACAAAUAUCGAACAAAAAUCUCUAUCGAAUCGCUGUGAUGAAGAAGUUAACCUGCUACCUAAAUGCGAAAAAACUGGAAUUUCGUGGAAAAAAUGCAAACUGGGUACCACCUGGAUACGUCGUUAAUGGAAGCAAUAUCAAUCAAAAUCCUACUAAAUUUGAAUUCAAACGAUACGAGCAUCAAACAGUUAAAAGAAAGGCUUUUGCUGAUAUGAUGGAAUCGUUCAUGGGCGCUUUUCUACUAUCGACUGAUUAUCCGACCACUAUCCAAUUUAUGCUAUGGCUAGAACUCGACGUUGUUCCAUUCGACAAGAAUAAGCAUCUCAUGUCAACACCAUCUAUUAUCUGCUCGUAUAUAAAUUCGAACGAAAGCAAACAUGUGAUUGAGAAAUUUUAUACCGAACAAGCAUUUUCUUCAAUUGAGAAUAUUAUUCACUACACAUUUCGGGAUAAAGCGUAUCUUAUCGCAGCGUUCACUCAUCCAUCGAGUUUCUGUAAUCGACUGACAAGUUGUUACGAAAGAUUGGAGUUCCUCGGUGAUGCGAUUCUAGAUUUUCUAGUGACAAGGCAUAUUUUUCUCACACAUAAAAAUAUCAAGCCAGGACAAGUAACAGAUAUUCGACAGGAUUUAUCGAACAACGGACGAUUAGCUUAUAUUCUGGUUGCCACCGGUCUUCAUACGAAAAUUCUUCAUAAUUCACCGGCUUUAUUCGGCGAAAUGACCGUCUAUGCAGACGACAAUCUUCUUUUUCCAAAAGAUAAACCAAUGGAGGUUUUAUUAAGCGCAGAUAUCAAUCAAUGGGCUGAUUCUACAGCACCGAAAGCAUUAGCAGACGUGUUCGAAGCGUUAGUCGGAGCGAUUUUUCUCGAUUCUGGCUAUUGUUUAGCAACUGUUUGGCAAGCGAUCGAACCUCUUCUUCGAGAAUACAUCCGCCGAUCGAUUGAAAAACCAAAUCUGAACCCUAUACGAACAGUCCAUGAGCAAGGAGGCAAAGUUGUUUCAGAAUUCGCCUUGCCUGGCCCUACAACGAAAGAAACAGUAUCUGUUUGCUAUAUUGAAAUGAAAAAUGGCGACCAAUUCAUUGGCCGGAGUGUUAAUAAAAAGAAAGCGAAGUACGAAGCAUGUCAAGCAGCAGUCAACCAUUUAUUGUCGAACGUUUCAACCAAAGACUAA